This is a messenger RNA of Caenorhabditis bovis, 1620 nucleotides long. NCBI's taxonomy places the organism in Eukaryota, Metazoa, Nematoda, Chromadorea, Rhabditida, Rhabditidae. The record is from the annotation of a GenBank genome assembly.
AUGGCAUCGAUUCAAUGCUUGAAUCCUAAAGCGGAAUUGGCCCGGCAUGCCGCCGCAUUGGAGCUCAACAUCAGCGGAGCUCGUGGACUUCAAGAGGUGAUGCGUUCCAACCUUGGUCCAAAAGGAACAUUAAAGAUGCUUGUUUCUGGUGCCGGUGAUAUCAAGUUGACGAAAGACGGAAAUGUUCUUCUUCAUGAAAUGGCUAUUCAACAUCCAACGGCUUCAAUGAUAGCCAAGGCUUCUACGGCUCAAGAUGAUGUGACUGGCGAUGGAACUACUUCCACCGUUCUUCUCAUUGGAGAACUUCUCAAGCAAGCCGAGACCCUUGUCCUCGAAGGUGUUCAUCCACGAUUGGUUACCGAAGGAUUUGAAUGGGCUAACGACAAGACUCUUGAGCUUCUCGAGAAGUUCAAGAAGUCGGUCAAUGUCGAUCGAGCGGUUUUGAUCGAAGUUGCACGCACGGCCCUCCGCACCAAACUGCACCAAAAACUUGCCGAUCAUAUCACUGAAUGUGUUGUUGAUGCUGUUUUGGCGAUUCGCAAAGGAGACGAAGAACCCGAUUUGCAUAUGGUUGAACGCAUGGAGAUGCACCAUGAUACCGACAUGGACACCAAGCUUGUUAGAGGUCUUGUCCUUGAUCAUGGAUCCCGUCAUCCAGACAUGCCGAAGCAUGUCACCGAUGCCUACAUUUUGACCUGCAACGUUUCUCUUGAAUAUGAAAAGACUGAAGUUAACUCUGGACUUUUCUACAAAACUGCCGCUGAACGCGAAAAGCUUUUGGCUGCUGAACGCGAGUUCAUCACUCGUCGCGUUCACAAAAUUAUUGAGCUCAAGAAGCAAGUCGUCGAUAACAGUGCCGAUGGAAAGAAGAAGGGAUUUGUUAUUAUCAACCAGAAGGGAAUUGAUCCACCAUCUUUGGAUCUUUUGGCUGCUGAAGGAAUUCUUGCUCUUCGUCGCGCCAAACGAAGAAAUAUGGAACGCCUUCAGCUCGCUGUUGGAGGAGAAGCCGUCAAUUCGGUUGAUGAUCUUACUCCAGAAGUUCUUGGAUGGGCUGGACUUGUGUAUGAGCACACUUUGGGAGAGGAGAAGUACACUUUUGUUGAGGAAUGCAAGGACCCAAAAUCGGUUACUUUGUUGAUUAAGGGUCCUAACAAGCAUACUAUUAAUCAAAUCAAGGAUGCCAUUCACGAUGGAAUGAGAGCUGUUUUCAAUACUAUUGUUGAUAAAGCUGUUUUGCCGGGAGCUGCUUCUUUCGAAAUCGCCGCCCAUGUUCAUAUUAAAAAACAAUUGGAAGCGUUGAAAGGAAGAGCGAAACUUGGAGCUCAGGCUUAUGCCAACGCCCUUCUCGUUAUUCCGAAAACGUUGGCUGUGAACUCGGGAUAUGAUGCGCAUGAGACAUUGGUGAAACUCGUCGAGGAAAAAGAGGCUGCUGGAGAUGAUUUGGCUGUUGGAAUUGAUCUUGAGACUGGUGGAGCCGCAGAGCCAAACGGAAUUUGGGAUAAUGUGACUGUGAAGAAGAACAGCAUCGCGUCGGCUUGCGUUUUGGCUUGCAAUUUGCUCCUUGUCGAUGAGGUAAUGCGAGCAGGAAUGACGAAUUUGAAGACACCGCAGCCAGAAUAA